UGAUCUAGAUGAUUCUUCUGGUGCACCAUGAGAUCGCUGGUAAUGAGACAGCUCAGGCCAAAUUAUUGGUCAUUAGUCAAUCUGCGGCCAAUUGGACAGUAAGCCCUGAAGUUGUAGAAAAUUAUUAAUUUUCUUCCCUUCAAAAUUGAAAAGAAACUUUAGUUGCAACUGCAAGAAAUAUGAGUACUUCACAAAGUUUUUUACCUUGGAGGAAGAAAGAAACUUAAAGAAAAGAUCAUGUCAUCUACAAUGUGUUGUGGGCGCUUUACAAAAGAGUGUGACCAAUUAAAAUAUGUUUUAGAGAGAACUAUAAAACAUGGAGAGAGUGAUUCAGUUUUACUGAUAGGGUUCAAAGGAUCCGGAAAGACUACGAUUCUGAACCAUUCAUUAAAUACAAUAAGACAAUCUGGUCAUGAUGAUUUCACCAUUGUUCAUUUGAAUGGACUAAUCCACACUGAUGAUGGUUUGGCUUUGAAAGAAAUUAUUUGUCAGCUGCAUCUUAAAGAGUUAGAAGGUGACAGAGUGGCUGGUUCUUUUUCAGACAAUUUGUUGUUCCUACUGCAAAGUUUAAGGACAGGAGACAGAAAUACUUCAAAACCUGUCAUUUUUAUUUUGGAUGAAUUUCAUCUGUUUUGUUCUCAUCGCAAUCAAACGUUAUUAUAUAAUCUGUUUGAGGCAGCUCAAGCAAGUUGGGCACCGAUCUGUGUCGUUGGAAUGACGUCUCGUGUAGAUGUAACAGAGCUGUUGGAGAAGAGAGUGAAAUCCCGAUUUUCUCACAGGACCAUCCUUCUUCUUUCAAAUCCAACACUUAAAGAGAGACUGCAGUUGUUCAAGUCAUUACUUACUUUUGAAACUAAGGAUUCAAGAAAGACAGAUAGUUUCAUCCAAAGGUGGAAUGAAAAUAUAAAUAGCCUAUGUAAUGAGGGAUCUGUAUGUGAUGUAUUAGAA
Messenger RNA from Homalodisca vitripennis (glassy-winged sharpshooter), 948 nucleotides. RefSeq names its product origin recognition complex subunit 4-like. Gene Ontology annotation, molecular function: DNA replication origin binding. NCBI's taxonomy places the organism in Eukaryota, Metazoa, Arthropoda, Insecta, Hemiptera, Cicadellidae. The transcript is spliced from 5 exons. Gene Ontology annotation, cellular component: nucleus; nuclear origin of replication recognition complex. Gene Ontology annotation, biological process: DNA replication; DNA replication initiation. The record is from RefSeq and is a predicted model, not a curated record. The annotation marks the transcript as partial.